Molecule: messenger RNA, 3367 nt
Organism: Myxocyprinus asiaticus (Chinese sucker)
Lineage: Eukaryota; Metazoa; Chordata; Actinopteri; Cypriniformes; Catostomidae
Product: Golgi phosphoprotein 3-like
Exons: 4
Coding region: 194-1078 (294 amino acids)
Biological process (GO): Golgi vesicle budding; Golgi to plasma membrane protein transport; retrograde vesicle-mediated transport, Golgi to endoplasmic reticulum
Cellular component (GO): cytosol; trans-Golgi network; Golgi cisterna
Molecular function (GO): phosphatidylinositol-4-phosphate binding
Source: RefSeq, a predicted model, not a curated record
ACUAAGGAAACAAGAGUGGAGUUGGAGGAGCGUCCCGGACCCGGAUGCUUGUAAAUAUCCACGUCAACAGAGAGUAUAUUGAUGAAACAGUUAUAGGGGCCAGAAACAGUGCUAAUAUAGUCAUUAUCGGCGACGGCUGAUGUGUAAUUGAAAGGCUGCUGAACACGCUGGUGUUUUUUGGCUUGUGUAAACAAUGACUUCCUUAACACAGAGAAACUCGGGCCUGGUGCAGAGACGGACCGAGGCCUCGCGUUCCGCCGCUGCCACCGAUAAGGAGAGAGGCCCCGGGGAAGAUGAGUUCGACUCCCGCCGCGGAGAAGAGGAAGAAGACGACAAGGGAGACUCCAAAGAGACUCGACUGACUUUGAUGGAAGAGGUGCUGCUGCUCGGACUGAAGGAUCGAGAGGGUUACACGUCAUUUUGGAAUGAUUGCAUCUCUUCAGGACUGAGAGGAUGUAUGCUUAUUGAGCUGGCUAUAAGGGGACGUCUGCAAUUGGAGGCAUCUGGAAUGAGGAGGAAAAGCUUGCUCGCCAGAAAGGUUAUAUGUAAAUCUGACACCCCUACUGGAGAUAUGUUGCUGGACGAGGCAUUGAAACAUAUUAAAGAGACCCAACCGCCAGAGACAGUCCAGAGCUGGAUUGAGUUGCUAAGUGGUGAAACAUGGAAUCCGUUAAAGCUGCACUACCAGUUGCGAAAUGUGCGAGAGCGUUUGGCUAAGAACUUGGUGGAGAAGGGUGUCCUCACCACUGAGAAACAAAACUUCCUGCUUUUUGACAUGACCACCCACCCGCUCACCAACAACACAAUCAAGCAGCGGCUGGUGCGCAAGGUCCAGGAAGCUGUCCUGGAGAAAUGGGUAAACGAGCCCCAGCGGAUGGAUAAGCGCAUGCUGGCCCUGCUGUUCCUGGCACAUUCCUCUGAUGUUCUAGAAAACGCCUUCGCUCCUCUUCUGGAUGACCAGUAUGAUCUGGCCAUGAAAAGGGUGCGGUUGCUUCUGGAUCUCGACCCCGAGGGAGAGGCUGCCAAGUCGGGCGCCAAUGAGCUGUUGUGGGCGGUGGUGGCCGCUUUCACCAAAUGAACCUCCAGAGUAGUGAGAAAGGGACUCAACUUUCUGCUAAUGGCAUCUGACUCAGACCACAGGCCCCAAGCUUGGUUAAUUCGGAAUAAUAUUGGUGAUGGAAAUACAAAUUAUGAAGGAGAUUAUGAUGCUGAGUGUGAUGAUGAAACAUUGCAAAGGACAGCUUUUUCUUAUAGUCACGGAUCUAUCUCUGACCUUCACAAAGGUGUUGCUCUGUCUUCUUUUACAUGGCCAAUAGUUGCUACAUGAUUGCAAUUCACUGUGAGGCUUGUAGUUCAUGCACUUAGAUCAUAAACAGAGUUCAUGUAAGAACAACAGUGAGGGUGUUGAAGGAGGUGGUUUGUAAAGAGUCUUUUGGCCCUGUAAUUGACUAGGCAACGACUCUAAUUGUAAUUCACAUCCUGGUAUAAUUCUACUGUAAUCUCAGUCUCCAUUUAGCUUUCAAUAAGAAGAUCAGCCACUACUUCAGAAUACCCAGGCAUGAUGAUCUGUGGCCUCUCCUUGACACGGUUAAGAAAUGAAAAGGUCCGGUUUCGAUUGCUUUUAAAUAUUCAACAGGAAAUGUUCCAUUACCUUCUGCUUCCUGAAAUUGGGAAGAUCUUGAGUUGAAAGAAAAUAAAUCAUUUCACAAUUCAAAAGACUGAAAUGAAAGCAUCCGUUAUUCUCCAGUGCUUUUAAAGGUAUCAUUCCUUGCUAGCCUUCUUUCCAGAAUUUAUUUCCACCUUUCAAGAAUGUUCAAAGAAAACAAUGUUCUAAUGUGUGCUAAAUCAGUUUGAAAUGAAAGACAUUUGCUUGGUGUUUCACACCACCCUAUGUAUAGUAUGUAUAUAACUUAAAAGCAUUGAUGGAUAUUGUUAUUUUACAGACAGCCUUUUUGUUCUAUAUUCAACUGAUCAGGAAAUCCAGUUUAUCUCUCAAGUGUGGAUCAUGUUGCAAAAGCCCAAGAUUCACAGCUACUGGGUUGUACUUACUAGUUUGUGACAAUUUGUGGCUGUGGUUUUAUACCCUAAGUAGCCGUUCACACCGAACAAAUUUCUGCAUCCGUAUGCGCUGUUUUCUAAAUAAUUAUUCUAUAUAAGCAUGCGUUAGAUGGCCGUCUUUGACCGUCGCUCCUCGUCCCGGUGUUUUACAGCAUCUCGCCCAUGAGCACUGUCUGAAGUUAAAAGAACUUCAGCUUUAAAAAACGCAUCCCUAGACACCUAAGUUCUGCUCUAUUCGUUGCACCGUGUCUAGCUUUUUUAGUGCAAGAAUGCGUUCGGUCUGAACGGUCCUGAACAUACUCUACACAAGUAUGUGAACGCUGUUGUUUCUAGCUACGUAAGCUUGAUUUCAUUGGUAGUUGUUUCAAAAUGUGUAAGAGUGCAAUACAUAACGCAAGUAUGCGUUGCAUUGCCAAUGUUGCCACAAGGGGAGCUAUAGUGAGAUAAGUGUGAGAUGUCCAUUUCUAUAGUGAGUUUUCUCUUUCAAGUCAACUACUGUCAUGGUGGGGCAACAAUUUAAAGAGAAUAUUGCUGAGCAAGUAAGGUAAAAUCAAUAUAUUUUAGGAACUUACGAAAAUAACACAUCUAGACUCAUGAAACAGACUUUUGUAAAGGUAAACCUAUCGCCCCCUUGAGUACAGAGGUUUGUUCCCGCCAUGGUAACGCAAGAACGCCGGACCGCGAGUUGACAAUGUGGUGGCCAAGCGCUCGCAUCUGCGUUCACGUACUUGCGAAGAGUAUUUUGGCCGUAAUACGCCACAAGGAAAUGUGCUCUCUUAUAUACCCUAAGUCCAACUUUAAGACUUAAGUCUCAUGAGUUUCAUUGAUUUCAAGAGAAUGGCCAAACAUUAUUAGAGCUUGCAGUGGCCCAACAUAAAGGAAGGCAUGUAUUAUUGGGGCCUUUCUAUUUUCGUCAUUGCAUUUAAGUAACUGUUUCUUACAUAUCAUUUGUUAAUGUCAUAAUCCUCUCAUUAUUAUUCAAAUUUUUAUACAAUCAUUUAAACAUGUUUAUUUUGUUCCUUUCUUUAGCUAUUAGCUCAGUAUUUCUCUCAAUCGUCUGUCAUGUUUUGCCAUGUCUGGUGUUUAUUUGUUGUCUCCUGUCCUGAAAGAGGAUGGGUAAAGAAUGGGAUAGGGACAUACCCUUCCUGAGUUUAAGCAGAUGUUUGACCAUGUUGUUUUACUGUUAGUACACAAUACUUACUGAGCUGUAAAAGUAGAGAAGUGUGGAAUGGAUGCCCAGAUUUAUACAUCUGCUUUUUACCAUAUAAUAAAGAAUUAUUGAAGUGCCUGGUAGACAUAUGAAUAUUAA